UAGGUAGGUUGGGCAUUGAUUACCAGAAAACUGUGGCUCUUGCUGUUACUCAUUCUUCAUGUAAUGCUGUUACUAUCUAGAGUAGUAAAUACUCUCUAGUCUCUACCAUUCUCAAAGUUUUACUCUCAGCAAAGGAAUUCUCCAAGCAUGGGGCACAAGCAUCUCUUGGCAGCUUUCUGCUUAUGGGUUUUCGCCUUUACUAUCCUUCAUGCUUCCGCUGAAGGCUUACUUAGAAUUGGUUUAAAGAAGCGUCAGUUGGAUCUUGAUACUAUAAAGGCUGCUAGAAGCACGAGACUGGAAAGCACGUAUGGGAAAUCUGCAGAUACGCGUAACAAUCUAGGAGAUGCUGCUGGAGAUAUUUUACCUCUUAAGAACUACUUGGAUGCUCAAUACUAUGGAGAAAUCAGUAUUGGGUCACCACCCCAGAAAUUUUCAGUCAUAUUUGAUACUGGCAGUUCAAAUCUAUGGGUUCCAUCCUCAAAGUGCUAUUUUUCUAUUGCUUGCUGGUUCCACUCGAAGUACAAGGCUAAGAAAUCCAGUACAUAUACUGAAGUUGGAGAAGAUGCUGCUAUAGUGUAUGGAUCCGGAUCAGUUUCUGGCUUCUUAAGUCAAGACAAUGUUGAAAUUGGUGAUCUUGUAAUAAAAGACCAAGUUUUCAUAGAGGUGACGAAAGAAGGAAGUCUUACAUUUGUACUUGCAGUAUUUGAUGGAAUUCUUGGACUUGGAUUCCAGGAAAUCUCAGUUGGCAAUGUAGUUCCACCUUGGUACAAUAUGGUGGAUCAAGGUCUUGUAGGUGAGGAAGUGUUCUCUUUUUGGCUUAACCGAAACCAAGAUGCAGAAGAGGGUGGUGAGCUUGUUUUUGGCGGUGUUGAUCCAAAACAUUUCAAGGGGAACCAUACAUAUGUUCCGGUAACUGAAAAAGGCUACUGGCAGUUUGAGAUGGACGAUUUCAUCAUCGGGAACAUGUCAACAGGCUAUUGCGAUGGGGGCUGUGCUGCUAUAGUUGAUUCUGGAACAUCCUUACUUGCUGGUCCAACUGCUGUUGUAGCUCAAAUCAACCAUGCCAUUGGGGCAGAAGGAAUAGUGAGCAUGGAAUGUAAAGAAGUUGUUAGUCUAUAUGGAGAUAUUAUCUGGGAUCUUUUAGUAUCAGGGGUAGUACCCGAUGCAGUAUGUUCACAGGUCGGAUUAUGCUUCUUAAACGCAGGCAACACACAUGUGAGUUCAAAUAUCAAAACAGUAGUCGAGAACAAGACCGUAGGGGUUCAGGAUGACCUUUUGUGCACUGCAUGUGAAUUGAUUGUUUCUUGGGUCCAAUAUCAGCUGAAACAAAGCGAGACUAAGGAGAUAGUGCUGAAUUACGCGAAUCAGCUCUGUGAAAGCAUACCAAGCCCAAUGGGAGAAUCUGCAAUCAACUGCAAAAGUAUUUCCGAUAUGCCAAACAUUACUUUCACCAUCGGGAAACAAGCUUUUAGUCUCACUCCUGAACAGUAUAUACUUAAGACUGGAGAAGGCCCUGCUGUUACCUGUCUCAGCGGGUUUAUAGCUCUUGAUGUGCCGCCUCCUAGUGGCCCUCUGUGGAUUCUUGGAGAUGUGUUCAUGGGCGUGUAUCACACAGUCUUCGACUAUGGUAAUCUACAGCUGGGUUUUGCCGAGGCUGCUUAGCGUAUUGGAGUUGCUCAGAGUUAAUUCUGUUGAAGCUAGAGGUUGUUAUGGCUCCUGAAUAAAGUUAUGUAAUAUAUUCCAUAAUGUAUGCAGAAUAUCAGUUCACAACUGGGCAUUUGCAGCAUUGCUUGAUGUGCUCUGCACAGAAAACAAAUGAAACAUUGAUUCAACAUUUGAGCAUCCAA
This is a messenger RNA of Daucus carota subsp. sativus, 1847 nucleotides long. Its product is annotated as cyprosin. The transcript is spliced from 14 exons. The coding region runs from base 148 to 1662 and encodes 504 amino acids. Gene Ontology annotation, biological process: lipid metabolic process; proteolysis. NCBI's taxonomy places the organism in Eukaryota, Viridiplantae, Streptophyta, Magnoliopsida, Apiales, Apiaceae. The record is from RefSeq and is a predicted model, not a curated record. Gene Ontology annotation, molecular function: aspartic-type endopeptidase activity.